GGGAAGUAGUGCUGAUGAGCCCGGAUCGAGACAUGGACGUGGUGACACGGCUGCACAUGGGACACAGACAUGUCUGAGGCAGUGUUGGAGGAAAUCUCUGUGCUGUCAGCCAUAUACUGUGAGCCGGGAGAAUUUGAAGUUCUCUCACGUUCAGAGAGUGGAAUAACAGUAAUGAUUCAGACAAGCGUGCAGCGGCUAACAGAAUCAGAAAUUCGUCUACGACUCAUAUUUGAUCUGCCAGUUACAUAUCCAUCCAGCCUACCAAAUGUAUCUGUCAGCUCGGAAGAACUUACCAGGGUGCAGUGUAAAGAGCUCAGAGACAAAUUACUUGGCCAAGCUGGCCGGCAUCUCUCAGAACCGAUGAUACAUGACUUGGUCCUGUGGGCGCAACAGAAUCUUAACACUCUAAUUGGGGAUUCCAUUUCGGAUGAAAACCACCCUCUGUCAGCAGAGACUGUGACUGACGAGGGUACCUGGACGAUGCUUUUACAUUUAGAUCACAUGAGAGCAAAGGAAAGAUAUGUCAGGACAGUAGAAAAAUGGACUGCUGAUUUGAACUUGACUGGAAAACUGAUGUUCAUGGGCAAAAUAAUUCUAAUUCUUUUGCAAGGAGACAGGAGUAGUAUUCGGGUGAGUAGUGAAGCUCCUUUUCUCCAAUACCCAGGGCUAAACAGAAAGCAGAGUGAUCUGAUCUUACUUCUACAGUACACCUGUCAAAAAUGUGGACAAUUCAAACUGAGGCUGUGGUGA
Messenger RNA from Nanorana parkeri, 750 nucleotides. Its product is annotated as RWD domain-containing protein 3-like. Gene Ontology annotation, molecular function: protein binding. The transcript is spliced from 2 exons. Lineage: Eukaryota; Metazoa; Chordata; Amphibia; Anura; Dicroglossidae. The record is from RefSeq and is a predicted model, not a curated record. Gene Ontology annotation, biological process: positive regulation of protein sumoylation; positive regulation of hypoxia-inducible factor-1alpha signaling pathway. Bases 70 to 750 code for a protein of 226 amino acids.